AAAUGCUUUGACAAAAACUUUCAGGUUGAAUAAAGUGGUUUCUCCUGCAAACCAAACAACAACUUCAGCCUUCAGCAUUCUCCUGCAAGGCAGCAACAGUCAUAACUUCAGUCAUGGCUUAUGAACCUGGUCGUGGAGACAACCUUCCUCCAUCAGGCAUUGUAGCCUUCACAGCCAAGCUGAAUAUCAAUAACAGCUACCCCUGUCACUCUGGAGUCCUGAAGUUUGCCACUGUGCUGGUCAACGAGGGAGGAGGCUACAGUCCUGAAACAGGCACCUUCACCUGCCCCGCGGAUGGCUUUUAUCACUUCACUGUGCAUGUGUCUGUGUAUGGGCGUGGGCAAUGUGCUAUUUUCAAAAAUGGAGAGAAAGUGGUGUCUCUGUAUCAAACCUCUCUGCCUGAUAAAUGUAGCCAAGUGGUCACUACUAGCAGUGUGAUCAGACUGUCUAAAAAUGACAGGGUCUGGGUGAAUGUCUGGGGGCCUGGCAGAAACGAUAUCUUUGCAACUGUCGAUAAUGACACUGUCUUUGUUGGGGUUCGUUUGGGUUAAUGGCGUAAGUGUCAAAAUGUCACUGAAGUUCUUGGCCGUGCUUUUCUUUUCCCACAGUGAGCCGCUACCACUUCACUGUAUUCUUGCUAUCAAGUGAAGUUUGUUACGGAUAAAGUUAUAUUGUGCUUCUUCUGAAACGAACACGUCGCUUAUAUAUCUCUGAACAACAAUGUAACACUGCUUGAAUA
This is a messenger RNA of Morone saxatilis (striped sea-bass), 739 nucleotides long. Its product is annotated as complement C1q and tumor necrosis factor-related protein 9-like. The record is from RefSeq and is a predicted model, not a curated record. Lineage: Eukaryota; Metazoa; Chordata; Actinopteri; Moronidae. Bases 114 to 551 code for a protein of 145 amino acids. Gene Ontology annotation, molecular function: protein binding. The transcript has 3 exons.